CAAAUAUUCAGUGCCGCGCCACAGAAAUGAACUGAAGACACACUUGGGGAUCUUUCUGGAGAACAUCUGACACCUGAAAAGCAUGGGUCUGCAGAGGAGAGGAGGUCCCAAGAUGGUGCUUGGCCUGGUCGUGUGCGUUUGUGCCUUGUAUAUGACGACGGCAGCGUUUGAGAUCCCACUGGAAGUCGAGCAGCUGCCCACCAUCACCGAGCAGUCUCCCAACUCCCUCAUCGCUUUCCCUUUUGACGAGAGCUUUUCCGUGACGUGUGAAGCCAAAGGGAAUCCUGCGCCAGAAUUCAGAUGGACAAAGAAUGGGCAAGAAUUCGACCCUUUUCAAGACCCCAGACUCAUGAAAGAGGAGAAUUCUGGGACUUUUGUUAUACCCAAUAAUGGAAACCUUACUGAGUACCAGGGCACGUACCGCUGCUAUGCCUCCAACAAGCUCGGGACUGCCAUAUCAGGGGAGAUCGAAUUCAUUGUACCUCAUGUCCCAAAGUUUCCGAAAGAAACAAUCGAACCUCUAAAAGUGGAUGAAGGACAAGCUUUUAUAUUAAAAUGUGACCCACCCAAAGGGAUCCCUCCUCUGCAGAUCUACUGGAUGACUAUCAAUCUCCAACACAUAGAGCAGGAUGAGCGUGUGUCCAUGGGGUUGAAUGGAGACCUGUACUUUGCCCACGCCGAGGAGAAGGACAGCAGAAGAGAUUACUGCUGCUUCGCCGCCUUUCCCAGGAUCCGCACUAUUGUUCAGAAGACCGCCAUGUCAGUCAAUGUCCAGACAAAUAAAGCUAAAAGUGGCGUAUUUCCAGAUGCAGCAAAUGCAAUCCGUGAGAGAAUGCCCUCUCUUCUGACGCCCCCUGGUGUCAAAUCUGAGGUAGUGCUGGUCAAAGGAGAGGACCUGAAUUUGGAGUGUAUUGCUGAGGGAUUUCCAACGCCACAGGUUGAGUGGUUUAAAAUAGGACAUGAACUUUCUGAAAAAGCCUCAGUGGAGAAUCAUGGGAAAUUGUUAGUGGUCUCCAGAGCUGAGCAGGAGGACAGUGGGAAGUACAUGUGUAAGGCCAAGAACGCACUGGGAGAAGCUGUGCAUUACUUCACAGUCACAGUGGAAGAACCUCCAGAGUGGGUGUUUGAGCCGGAGAGUCAGCUCAGCAUGGUUGGAUCAGACGUGAUCUUAAAGUGCUCCGCCAGUGGGACCCCUCAGCCCACUGUAACAUGGAGAGUGAACGGAGAAACUCUCAGUGAGUCCCCUUUGCCCAACAGAAGAGUUUUUGGCGACACGAUAGUCCUCCACAACGCCAAGGAGUCUGACAGCGCGGUGUACCAGUGCGAGGCGUCUAACAAACACGGCAGCCUGCUGGUUAACGCAAACGUCAUGAUUAUGAAUCUUCCUCCCACAAUUUUGACCAGUGAGGGAGAAGAUUACUCAGCCGUGGAGGGGAAGGGGGUCAUUAUGCACUGCAAAGUGUUCAGCUCUCCUCCAUCUACCAUCACCUGGAGCAGAGACGACUCGUUUGAAUCUGUUCAAGGCCCUCGCUUCUCCAUUCACGACAACGGCUCUUUGGAGAUCUAUGAAACCGACAAGGAAGACGCGGGACAGUACACGUGCUACGCCAAGAACGUUGAAGGAAAUUCCGCUAUAGAUGCUCGGCUCUUCGUAAAAGAUCCCACAAGAAUAGUGGUGGGCCCAGAGGAGCAGCAGAUCUUAAUAGGUACCACGGCGCAGCUCUCGUGCCUGGCAGAGUACGACAAGUCCUUCAGCAAUGACUUUGAGCUCCUGUGGGAAAAAGAUGAUAUGGAGAUAGGUCUGAACUACACUGAGACAAGCAGAUACUUAGUGGAGGAGGGAGUUCUUCAUAUUAUCAACGUGAGCCACGGGGACCAGGGUCUGUACAGAUGUGUGGCCAGGACACCGCUCGACCAGGACGCGGCGUCGGCCUGGCUCAUUGUCCUGGACGUCCCCGAUGCACCUGAAAGCCUGGUCCUGUCUGAACACAAGGGGAGAAGUGUGAAACUCAAAUGGAUCCCUGGGGACGAGCACAACAGCUCCACAACAGAGUUUAUUAUCCAGUUCGAGGAGAGUCAGUGGGAGCCGGGGAAAUGGAAGGAGCUGCUCCGAGUACCAGGGAAUGUUCACUCCUCCCUGCUCAAGCUCCACGGUCACGUCGACUACCGCUUCAGAGUGGCGGGUGCGAACGCAGUCGGGUGGGGGCCCUACAGUGAGCCCACGGAGAGAUACAAAACCCCGUCUGAAGCACCUGACAAGAACCCUGAAAAUAUCAAAAUCGAAGGUCAUUUGCCACAUGAAAUGGAUAUCAACUGGGAGCCUUUAUUACCCAUAGAACACAAUGGGCCCGGGUUGGAGUACAAGGUGAGCUAUAGGCGGCAGGAUAUUGAGGGGGACUGGCAUGAACACAUCGUGAAGCGGCAUUCCUUUGUGGUGAAGAACACGCCGACGUUUGUCCCUUAUGAAAUCAAGAUCCAAGCCAAGAACAACCAAGGCUGGGGACCCGAGCCCAAGAUUGUGACGGGAUACUCAGGAGAGGACUUUCCCUCAGCUGCUCCGGACGAUGUUGCCGUAGAGGUGAUGAACGGCUCAGUGGUCAAGGUUAGCUGGGCGCCUGUGCACAAGGACAAGUUACAUGGACAUCUGGGCGGCUACAGGAUAAACUGGUGGCGUCUGCGCAGUCUGGUCGAUUCAAAGAAACAACACGGCGACAAACACACUCUGGCUGUCCCGGGGGAGAAGACUCAUGCCACGAUACCUGGCCUCACCCCUUUCUCCGAGUACAGCCUCAUCGUCAUGACCUUCAACGGCAGGGGCAACGGUCCCGGCAGCCACCCCGUCAACUUCAAAACCCCAGAGGGAGUCCCAGAGAAGAAUCCCGUGUUCAGGGUCAUGGACGUACAGAAGCACAGUGUGUCUUUGGCCUGGGCCCCGCCGCUGGAGCCGAAUGGGAUUCUCACGGGAUACCUCCUGGAAUAUCAGCUGAUAAACGACACAGAAGAAGCUGGCCCACUGCAGACCGUUGACAUCAGCACCCCAGACACCACCAAAUGGCUGCUGCGGGACUUGGAGGCUGUGAGCAAAUACAAGUUCUACCUGCGCUCCUGCACCACCAUGGGCUGUGGUCCCAUCGUCAGCGAGGAGUGCACCACGACUCUGGAAGCAAGUCUGGCCAGUAUCCACGGAGGAAUCUCCACUCAGGGCUGGUUCAUCGGGCUCAUGUGUGCCAUUGCCCUCCUCACCCUUAUUGUGCUGGUCGCCUGCUUCGUCAACAGAAACCGAGGCGGAAAAUACUCGGUGAAAGAAAAAGAAGACCUUCACCCAGAUGUGGAAUCCCAGGGCAUGAAUGAUGACACUUUCUGUGAAUACAGUGACAACGACGAGAAGCCACUGAAGGGCAGCAAGCUCUCACUGUGCGGAGACAUGAAGGGCGGGGACAGCGGGGACAGCCUGGUGGACUACGGGGACGAGGAGGGGCAAUUCAACGAGGACGGCUCCUUCAUCGGGGAGUACGCGGGACGCAAGGAGAAGAGGGUGUCCGCCGAGGUCAAGUCCAACGCCCAAACCCCAGCGUGAGGCAAUCUGCUGGGGUGUAACUGCAGACAUUGUACCCCAUAGCGAGCACAAACGCGGUGUCAAAUGUAACGCAUCAUCGCCGACCGCCAUCCUCGUUUUAUACACAACCUACUUUUGUCAAGUUGCGAGUUGGCUAUUACUUAUCAAGUUAGCCCAGGAUUGAAUUUAAAGGCACGUUAUGUAACUAUCCGGAUGGAGGGUCCACCACAUCGAGACAUACGAGUGGCUCUUUUCUCCACCAGAAAUGUUACGUAGUGCGCCUUUAAGAAGGUCUAUGAAACACUUGAGGCGAUGGGAAACUUAUUCUCCGCUGAAGGUAAUUGUAAAUGCAUUGGAUGUUUGAAGCAGAUGGAUCGGAUGUUGAUGAAAUGACCUUGUACAAAAUGAAAAAUAAGUAUAAAUUGAAGUUCACUUUUUUAUUCUAGUAAAUAAUAGUAUUUUAUGUGAUAUUACAUAGGCGUUGGUCCAGGUGCCCUCCCAGAGUCGGCUCUCUCCAUUUCUAUAUCUAUAUAUCUGUGUGCGAAAGAUUUGUUAAAAAAACAACCUAAAAACAAAAAAUAAAUAAAAAAAAUAGACAGUUUUUUCCAGGAUUGAGUAUACUUGAAUGAUUUGUAUCGUUAGCUGGACAUGUUUUCCAUGGGUUUGACUGAAUAAAAUGUUUAAACUGUCAUAACUAACCAAAAGACCAGGCUACAAAAGACUUUCGUUUACAUGAUUUUUCACCCUCCAAAAACAAAAUAAAGUCAUCUCUGAAUAUUAACAUUAUAAUUUGAUCCUGUUACUGCGCCGUAUUUAGACUGAACCCUUGAUUAACAGUUACCUAUCGUAGAGAAUAAGUCCCAAAUUCCUGACCUCCUUUUAAAAGAUCCUGGACUAUCCCUUUAAUGCUGUAUAUAUAGUGUAUAUCUAUGUGCAGAGUGUUUUCUGUUUGUUUUUGUUGAUUAUAAUUAUACUUUUUCAUUGCCAAUUCUUCAGAACUUCUGUAAGUACCAUGUUUGUCGACUGUCAUUCCGACCGCACAGGUUUUCUCUGAUUUCAUCUUGUAACAGCCGGAAAAGGCAGGGAACCCCCCCCUCCCCUCACUGAUGUAUGCAUUCAAUAUGACUUAUGAUGUUUACAAAGGAGGACUAUUAACUUAUUUUUGCUGAGGUUUUAUACCGGACGAGUAACAAAGAACUGUCCGUAUUCUCACAUAUCAUGCACAAUGUACUUUUCUAUUAUGUUAGAUACAAUUAUGACUUAUUUUAGCAUCAAUUACGUGGCAGUACGUUUAAACUUAUGUUAGAUUUAUGCAAAGUAUAGUGAGUAAAACACAAAAUGUACCUUUGGACUGCUCCCUUUCGCUCAGGGGAUUCUCAAAUAGUCAUAAAAAGUGCUUUCCAUCUUUCUUUUAUGUUUCGUUUUUCACAAUAUGCCCUUUUUAAAUUUGUCUCCAGAGUCCAGACGUGGGAGUGUUUUGUUUUGUUUUGUUUUGUCUUGAUACUAUGGAAUUUUCCUCUACCAAAUGCAGACUAAUUUACAAAUUAUUUUUAAAAAGAAGAGAUCAAAAAAUCAUAGGGCCUUGAUUAUAUUUAGUACAGUGUUAGCAAUUUUCUACUUAACCUUUAAAAUUUGCAAAUUUUGGAGAUGAAAAAUGAAAACGUGUGACUUUCCUCGUCGAUCUUGUAACGCGAUUUUACACAAUUUUGUAUACUUAUAUGUCAUUGUGUCGUUUUCCGCCAACGCGAGUCCUUCAAAACAGAUUAAUUUGGUCUCUUAAGGGCUGCGAGCAACAAAUAUCCCAUCACUCAACGCUGAAAUAAAGGAUAAUCAGAGUCCAAACCCCUUUUCUCAUCACGUCAUUUUAAAAAACGUUUGUACGAUGACGCGUCUGCUGUGCUGUCAAAACACGCCGCCAUAUUUGAUCACCGCUAAACUGAACCUUGUGGUGAAUCUUGUAUCAGUGUAACCUCAGUCCUAACAAGCCUUACUCGGUCCACUGUACUGCCAUCUGCUCUAAAGCUGUGCGACGGUGCCCAGCCUCUGUGUUUUCUAAGGAUUCUGCCUCAUUGCAUGUGGAUAAUGUUACUUGGUGUUUUUGAUGUCAUUAAAUUGCUUUACUUUCUUA
This is a messenger RNA of Periophthalmus magnuspinnatus, 5684 nucleotides long. It is a transcript of the gene chl1b, whose product is annotated as cell adhesion molecule L1-like b. The coding region runs from base 83 to 3577 and encodes 1164 amino acids. Gene Ontology annotation, biological process: cell-cell adhesion. The transcript is spliced from 25 exons. The record is from RefSeq and is a predicted model, not a curated record. NCBI's taxonomy places the organism in Eukaryota, Metazoa, Chordata, Actinopteri, Gobiiformes, Gobiidae. Gene Ontology annotation, molecular function: protein binding.